UUUCAAUGCUAUGCUAUAAGAUAGUAUAAGAUAGCUGUUUGUUCUUCACCAAAAAAAACUGAAAACUGAACAGAACAGAGUCACAUACAUAACAUUGAACUUCCUACAUUAAUGGCUUUGUCCCGCAUUCACUGCCACCUUAAUCUUCCUUUCCCGUCCGAUGCGGCGCGUAUUUCGUCAUCAUCUCAUAAUUCAUCCCUUCCUAUUUCUUCUCCAAAAGCAAAGAACCCUUUUUCAAUUGUUAAGCGCCGAAGCAGCUUUGGAGCAGUGAAGUCUCAGAUGACAAUGGAAGACAAACCUCUCUCUCAAAACAACAGAAUGCUUGUGUAUGUGCCAGCACAUCCUUUGAUCAAGCACUGGGUUUCGGUACUGAGGAAUGAGCAAACUCCCUGUCCCAUUUUCAGAAAUGCAAUGGCUGAGUUGGGAAGGUUGCUAAUUUACGAAGCUUCAAGGGAUUGGUUGCCAACUGUGUCUGGAGAGAUUCAAUCACCACUAGGUGUUGCUUCAGUGGAGUUCAUUGAUCCAAGGGAGCCUGUGGCUGUAAUUCCGAUCUUGAGAGCUGGUCUUGCUCUUGCUGAACAUGCAUCGUCAAUCUUGCCUGCAACAAAAACAUAUCAUCUAGGAAUAACCAGAAAUGAAGAAACUCUCCAGCCAACUGUAUAUUUGAACAAGUUACCGGACAAGUUUGCAGAAGGGUCUAAAGUAUUUGUGGUUGAUCCUAUGCUUGCAACAGGUGGUACUAUAGUGGCAGCCUUGAAUCUCUUAAAAGAACGUGGAGUUGGCAACAAGCAGAUUAAAGUGAUAUCUGCUUGCUCUUCACCUCCGGCUCUUGAAAAGCUAAGCGAGCAGUUCCCAGGGCUUCAUGUGUAUACUGGAAUAAUUGAUCCCGUUCUUAAUGACCAAGGGUUUAUAAUUCCUGGCCUUGGAGAUGCUGGCGAUCGUAGCUAUGGUACAUAAUACAUGAAUGCUCAUUAUUGGUUGUUUUAUCAAUUUUGAGUAAAGUUAUCAACUAUUUAUCGGCUUAGUUCUCUGUAGUUGCCUCUUUAGUGUUUUUGGUUAUUGUUUAUGUUAAAAUUUGAAAUACAUAAGUCAUUCAAUAUUUUUUCUUCUUCCGUAUUCCGGUCAGUUUGAUUAGGCAGUCACCGGUCUGGAUCAUCUUAAUAGUCCGACCAACGGAAACUUAGUUCAUUGUGAAAAAAACAGAUUGGUUUGAAUAUUAAUUUGGUUAAUUCUAAUUAUUGUUACAUAUCUGUCUGCUAUUGAAACAAGAUAUAUUUUUAAUA
Medicago truncatula (barrel medic) is the source of this 1283-nucleotide messenger RNA. Its product is annotated as uracil phosphoribosyltransferase. Gene Ontology annotation, biological process: uracil salvage. Lineage: Eukaryota; Viridiplantae; Streptophyta; Magnoliopsida; Fabales; Fabaceae. The coding region runs from base 112 to 957 and encodes 281 amino acids. The transcript has 12 exons. The record is from RefSeq and is a predicted model, not a curated record. Gene Ontology annotation, molecular function: uracil phosphoribosyltransferase activity.